This is a messenger RNA of Capsella rubella, 781 nucleotides long. RefSeq names its product pectinesterase inhibitor 4. The record is from RefSeq and is a predicted model, not a curated record. The transcript has a single exon. The coding region runs from base 49 to 651 and encodes 200 amino acids. Gene Ontology annotation, molecular function: enzyme inhibitor activity. NCBI's taxonomy places the organism in Eukaryota, Viridiplantae, Streptophyta, Magnoliopsida, Brassicales, Brassicaceae. Gene Ontology annotation, biological process: negative regulation of catalytic activity.
UAUUCUCUCUAAAACCUUUAAGUAUAUAAAACCCCCUAAAUAUCAAACAUGUCUCGCUUCGUGAUCCUCUCCGUGACUCUCAUCGUUUUCAUAAUCUACUUAUCAAGCUUUUCGAGAACAGAAGCCACUCCGCCAGCCAGAUACCAAAACUACAAAACGUACGUGAAAACGGCAUGCAACUCGACAAUAUACCCUACAAUGUGCUACAGCUCACUGUCCUCCUACUCCUCCACCAUCAAGUCCGACCCACUCAAACUAUGCACAACUUCGCUCAACCUCAACCUCAAAUCCGCCAAAAACGCCUCAUCAGUCAUCUCUAACCUUCUUCUAAAGGCCAAAGCCGCCAAAAGCCGUGAGGUCCCUAUCCUCAAGGACUGCUUGGACGAGAUGAAGGACACCGUGGACGAGCUCAAGCAAGCGGUCGCCGAGAUGAAGUAUGUCAGAGGCGGAGGAAAAACUACGGAGGAGCAUUUGAAGAACGUGAGGACGUGGGUGAGCUCGGCGUUGACCGACGAGAGCACGUGUACGGACGGAUUCGAGGAAGGGAAAGUGAAUGUAGAGACGAAGAAGAAGGUGAAGAAGGCUGUUUCCGAGCUUUCAAAGACAACAAGCAACACUUUAGCCCUUCUUACUCAUUAUUUAAGUUACUGAUCGAUUAACCAUUAUAUAUUUUCAACUUUCUCUUUGCGUAGCAUGUGCAUGUGUACGUUUUAUUUUAUUUUAUAUCAUAAUUAGUUAUAUAAUUUCCAAGUUUUCACACCAUGUACAUGUUUACGAAUUA